CUCUCUCUCUCUCUCUCUCUCUCUCUCUCUCUCUCUCUCUCUCUCUCUCUCUCUCUCUCUCUCUCUUACCCAUUUCCUCUCACUCUCUAUUAUCCUUUCAACUACUUUUUCCUACUGCCGUUGUAGCUGUCGCCUUCUACUUCAUAUCGCGCAAACAUCCCUAAUUACACAGCUAGUUCCUCAAGAUAAAAAUUUAACAACAAGACUGAAAUGGAUCCUCAAGUACAGCUAGCAGCCUGGGCACAGAUGCGUCAAAAGGAUCCUCAGCGCUUACUCAAAGAGAUCCAAUGCGACAUCAUCGCCUCUCCAACGAUUGCGGAUCCACUCUUUGGGAAAGACAGGAAGUCGAUCUAUACCGAUUUCUUUGCAUCAUCCAAGCCUCUUCGAAAGUUUGAGUCUAUCAUGGUUGAGAAUGUGCUACCGUUCUAUGCCAAUACUCACACCUCAACCACAUCGACUUCCAAAACUACUUCACGGAGUGUCAAGCUCGCAAGAGAGACAAUUGCUCGAUGUACAAAUGCGAUCACGACACCAGGGCAUGAGCACCAAGCAGCAAUUAUAUUUAGUGGGGAUGGGUCCACGUCUGCCAUCAAUAAGGUCCGUAAUGUCUUUCGCCUAACAGACGAGGCGUACUGGAUCCGUAGAGCGAUGAACGAAUCACAAACAACUCGAUCUGCUGUGGCCAAUGCUUGUACAAAUACCAAAGCCACAUUUGUGCCUGAUCGCCCGUGCACUUGCCCUCACAAUAUCACACACGCUGUCUCAAUUGCACAGCCCUCUGUUUCUCAUGCUCAUGCUCAAUGCAGAAACACCGCCAACACCGAUCCGAUUACUAUCCCGAUGGUAUCAACUUUAUCAUCAUUACCUUCUCCCUUACCUCCUUCCUCCUUUCCUGGAUCGUGUUUAUGCGAACAGAGCUAUUUCUCGUUUUCAACUCGCUUGGCUCCACAAUAUCGCCCAGUGGUCUUCCUCUCGAUCCAAGAGCAUCAUUCAAACCUUCUUCCAUGGCGUGAGAGCUGUGCAGACGUUAUAGUCAUUCCUGAGGAUAGGACGACUCAUCAAUUGGAUCUGAAAGUUUUGAAGCAGCAGUUGAUUCAACAUCAACAUCGUCCACUCAAGAUAGGCUCUUUCUCGGCCGGAAGUAACUUGACUGGUAUUCUGAAUGAUACCGUAGCUAUCUCGGAGCUCCUUCACCAAUAUGGCGCAUUUGCCUUCUUUGAUUUUGCAGGCGUGGGGCCUUAUGCUCCUAUUGACAUGAAUCCCCCACCUUCAGCUCCCUCGUCCUCGUCUUCCUCAUCCUUCACAUCCUUCACAUCCUCGUCUUCUUUUUCCAGCACAACCCACUCUAAUGACGGAUCAGAGAGCAGUUCGAGGAAUCUAGCUUACAAGGAUGGUGUGUUUAUUUCUACACACAAGUUCCUAGGCGGGCCCGGUGCAUCGGGAGUCUUGGUCGCCCGUCUUGAGAUCUUCGAAUGGGCCGAAAAACAUAAAAAUGGGCGCAUAUUUGACAACAGUACAGAAGACGGAUACCAACAUCAGUACAUCACCCCUACCGCACCAGGAGGCGGGACCGUGGAUAUGGUGAUCCAGAACAGACACAAGUAUACGAACCAUGCAGUGGCUCGUGAAGAAGCUGGGACGCCCAACAUCCCGGCCACUAUCCGGACGGGGCUCGUAUUCAGGUUGCAAGAGAUCAUGGGCCCAAAAUGGAUUUUACAGAAGGAAUACCAGCUAGCUAGAGAGGUCUUGAAAAGGUUGACGGCGCCAGGGUUCAUGCGCCAGAACGUUCACGUACUUGGGCUUCAAGCACCUUCAUUAUCUUCAUCAUCAUCAUCAUCAUCAUCAUCAUCAUCAUUACCGCCAUCCGCGUUGUUGGAAAGGAAUCGCAUAGCAGUCUUUAGUCUGACGAUCGCAGUUCCAAGAUUCCGGAGUCGUGAUCAGAAACGACCUUUACAGAUUCAUUAUGCAUUAUUGAGCACGAUCAUGAACGACUUUUUUGGGGUAGAGAUGAGAGGCGGAUGUAUGUGUGCAGGCCCAUAUGCUUCACAGUUGCUCAUGUUCGAUGCAGAAACAGAACUCAAGUUCUGGAACUUGCUACUGGGCAACAGCUCUGUCGAAGAGCAAGGGAUAGAAGGAGGAAGAGUAGCUGAGGGAAGAAGAGGCAAUACCACCAACAGUAACAUCCAUCAGAAGGACUUAUGCUCAAAAGCUCUCAAACCUGGUUUUGUCCGAUUCAGUUUUUCAUAUUUCACCAAGGACAAAGAUGUUGAAUUUGUGAUCAAAUCAUUGGAAUGGGUUGCCGAGUAUGGAUACCUGCUAAUUCCCCUCUAUCGACUCGAUGCGGCGACUGGUGAGUGGCUCAUUCGCGAGGCGGUUUACAAGGCUGUUUCGGCCGAGAUCUCGACUAGCAAAUGGAGAGCUCGUGGUUCGAGAGAGGAAUGUAUUUCAGUAGCGGUUGAUUGUAUUCAUGGUCUUCGCAAGUUGUUUCAAGAGCUAGUUCAGCCUGGUCAAUUGCCAAGCAGCUCUCAGCUUCAUCUUAACAAUGUACAUUCCCAAAGCAGCGUUAAUCAUAGCCAUGGUCACAACCAUCAAACUUCGGGCCCCUUAUGUCAUACCCAAGGACCUUUGGAAAACACUCUAACAGAUGUCCUCCACCACGACCUCACUCCUCAGCAACAUGACCUCGGAUCAGACCUGAAGCCCUCUCUUUCUCAGUUACCAAACGAAAUUCGAGACGACAAUGGUGGCAUAUCGGUGAAUAUUCGUACUAGUUGUGAAUGCGAUAGUGCAGGGGUGGAUGGAAGCUGCCCAUAUAAUGAUGUAGCAAUGCAACACCGACAGCAGCAGCAGCAGCAUGAUAUGACCCCUUCAUCUCCUAUCUCUAGUAACGAAUCCAUGUUCACAUCCACAUCUAAAUCCACAUCUAUAUCCGCGGGCGCUCCAUCAUCUUCAGCGCCUUCAACCCUUGAAUCUCUGUCCAUGUCCAAGGCCUCCAGUUAUCGUGCUAACUUUAGGAGAUUCUUAGGAUGUUUGCCCUUUAACAAAUCAAGCACACUUUCUAAUGGAAUCAAGAAAGAAGGGGUUACUCCAAGCAAGGAUCGUCAGAUUCAAUUGGACGCACUAGAGGAAUUGUCAUGGGAAAAGUUACAGGCAGAAGUGGACGCGAUUGAGAUCAAUGAUCUGGCUAAAGAGUUGGUUUGGUUUGUGUCGCCUCUACAAGUUGUACAGUUGUAUGUUCAAGGAUUGGAACUGAAACAGUUAAUUCCAAAGAGAACCAAAUAAACAUUUAAAAGAAACCAAAU
Molecule: messenger RNA, 3302 nt
Organism: Lobosporangium transversale
Lineage: Eukaryota; Fungi; Mortierellomycota; Mortierellomycetes; Mortierellales; Mortierellaceae
Product: pyridoxal phosphate-dependent transferase
Exons: 3
Coding region: 211-3282 (1023 amino acids)
Source: RefSeq, a predicted model, not a curated record